AUAUCCAAUUCCUGCUUUUCACACCUCUCCGUUUCUCUCUCUUGAAAUUGCGUGAGGUUUCCGUGAAUGUGACCCUGCGUUAACUUUCAUAUUUGGAGGGAAAUCUGCUUCCACUUUUGCAGAAUUUGAUGGGAUUGUUCUCCUAUUUUUGACAAUUUCUCUCUAUUUUCUUUGUUUCUGGACAAUUUCUCUCUGUUAUGGAGGGUAAAGUUCCGGAGAUGGAUGAGGCGAAGAAGGCAGCGACACACAUGAUAUCAGCUGCGGCUUUUGUGGAGGGAGGGAUACAGGAGUCUUGUGAUGAUGCUUGUAGCAUAUGCCUCGAGGGGUUUGGUGACAGCGAUCCUAUGACGGUAAUUGUGAAUGUGACAAGUUGCAAGCACGAGUUCCACCUUCAGUGCAUUCUUGAAUGGUGCCAAAGAAGCUCCAAUUGUCCUAUGUGCUGGCAAAGUAUUAGUCUGAAGGAUCCUGCAAAUCAAGAAUUACUUGAGGCUGUCGAACGCGAAAGAAGUUUCAGGCUCACUCCGUCAAGGAAUGCAACAAUAUUUCGUCAUCCUACUCUCGGAGAUUUUGAAUUGCAGCAUUUACCAGCUGGAAUUAAUGAUGCUGAACUUCAGGAGCGGAUUAUCCAACAUUUGGCAGCUGCUGCUGGGAUGGGGAGAACUCACCGAAUUGCUCGGAGGGAGGGCUCAAGGAGUCGUUCAUCUGCUCAUGCCCGUCCGCAAUUUGUUGUAUUCUCAGGUGCUCCUCCUGGAUCUUCCGCUGCUUCUGGUGGAGAAGAAACUGAACAAAUUGCAGCAGUUGAAACUAACCAAACAGUUCCAGUCGCAUCUGCAAAUAACAUGGGAAGCAUUCAAAAUUCAGCUUCAUCAUCCAGAACUGUAGUGGGGCCAACUUCUGGCCGAGGAUCAUCAAAUGAUAAUAGAAGCUAUGCAAGCCAAUCGUCCUUGCCAAAUCAAGACAGAGCCGGACCAUCUGAGUCACAGUCCAUUUCAGAUUCCUGGAAAUCUCGAUUCAGUUCUAUGUCAAUGAAAUACAAGGAGUCCAUUUCAAAGAGUACAAAGGAAUGGAAGGAGAAGCUGUUUUCUCGUAGCUCUUCCAUGGCUGAUAUUGGUUCUGAAGUCAGGAAGGAGGUAAAUGCUGGAAUUGCCACUGUGUCCCGCAUGAUGGACCGUCUUGAAAGUAGAGAUAACAAUAGUCAUGUGCCAGCAACAAACGGUGCAGAAAGUUCUUCGGGCACUGGAUCUAGCAACAUUAGUAGAGAUACUCCCAGUGAUACGUUAUUGAAUGGAAAGGACUCUGCUUCUGUUGCUGCAAGUUCAGUAUCAAGUUAAGUUUAUAAUAUUGCUAGGGGUGUCCAUCCUCAGCAUUUCAUCUUUGAAGGUAUAUGAUCCAAAUAUGACAUGGUGAGGAUGAGAUGUGAAGGCUAGAGUUUCGGUAUAAUCGUUGUUUGAUCCCAACCAGAAAACGAUCGCAGCAUCUUAAAUUUGGGUUACCAUAAUGUGUAUCUGCUUGUAAUAGCAAACAUGAAGCUUGCAGUGUGACUUUCCGAGUUAGAUUUUGGCAGAGAUAGUGUAGUUUGAUGCUUUCUUGAUUCUCCAUUUGAGUUAAUCCAUCAAACUUGCAACA
Molecule: messenger RNA, 1626 nt
Organism: Salvia splendens (bonfire salvia)
Lineage: Eukaryota; Viridiplantae; Streptophyta; Magnoliopsida; Lamiales; Lamiaceae
Product: E3 ubiquitin-protein ligase RHF2A
Exons: 9
Coding region: 198-1331 (377 amino acids)
Molecular function (GO): ubiquitin-protein transferase activity
Source: RefSeq, a predicted model, not a curated record